Racocetra fulgida is the source of this 982-nucleotide messenger RNA. Lineage: Eukaryota; Fungi; Glomeromycota; Glomeromycetes; Diversisporales; Gigasporaceae. The record is from the annotation of a GenBank genome assembly.
AUGAGCGAUAAAUAUUUGGAUGAUAUGGUGUUAGACGAUACUAAUAUAGGAGGGUCAGAAUUCAGUAGUACAGAGAGUUUAAGCAGCAAUGAAGCUUCACCACAGCCUUCUACAUCACAAACUAGCAAGAACAAUUUGGCGUUUAAAAAAAUUAUAGAGGAACUUGAUGUCCAAGCCAACGUACUAAGUAUAGAUUGCUUAAAGGAACUUCUUAUAAAUAGUAAAGAUAAAAUUUUAAAAAAUGUUCGUGAAUAUGCAAUUAACAAUACUGAAAUUAAUAAUAGCGAUCCAUAUAUUGGACUUAUGCUACACUGGAUAAAUGAUAAUUUUCAAAUAAAGGAAAUAAUUGGUAACAUUUCAUACCUUUCAUAUCCUCAUACUGCCGACUGUCUUCUAAAUAAAAUAGUUGAAAUUUUAGAUAGUCUUAACCUUAAAAAUAUAACUGUUUGUGAAGAUUGGAAUAAACUUCUUACUGUAAUUCGUAACAUUUCUACAAGAUGGAAUUCGACGUUCUAUCUAUUAAAGUGGUUAACUAUUCUUAAACCUGUCAUGUAUAAGUAUAAGUUACUUUUAGUUGAAGCUAAUAACAAUAAUUUGUUAAAAAAUUAUGAAGAAAAAGAAUUAUUAUCUAAUGAUUGGGAUAAAGUAACCGAAUUAGUGAAAUUGUUGCAUCCUUAUGAAAUUGUUUCUAAAAAAUUAUCUGGUUCGCAAUAUUCAACACUUUCACAAGCGUGGUUUGCAAUUAAUUUUAUUAAGGUGAAGCUUAAUUACAUGCCAAUAUUUACUGAAGAUGAAAGAAGUUGUACUAUUUUAGAAGCAUGUGUUGAAUUUGAAUUAAUUUCUAACUCUCAUAAAUUAGACACUUUAUCAGAUACAAAAAAUCAAAUAGAUUUAACACUAUCUUGUGACAAAAUAAAUGAUGAGGAUAUUUUUGCUCUCCCAACAGACACCAGUUCUCAAGAACAAUCAAGCUAUCAGGAUA